Messenger RNA from Verticillium dahliae VdLs.17, 603 nucleotides. RefSeq lists its product as uncharacterized. The transcript is spliced from 3 exons. Bases 1 to 603 code for a protein of 200 amino acids. Lineage: Eukaryota; Fungi; Ascomycota; Sordariomycetes; Glomerellales; Plectosphaerellaceae. The record is from RefSeq and is a predicted model, not a curated record.
AUGUCAGGGUCCUCCAGUGCUGCGGCCGCACAAGGGGGAGGGGGGGUGGCCCAAGGACCAGACCUCGAGCUGUCGCGGCAAAGCACCAGCCAAGAACUGCCCGCCUCCCUGCUUCUCUUGUCGGGGUCUCGGGCGGUAUGGACACUGAUGCUUCGGGCUCGAGCAUCCGCAGGUCCCCCGCAGCGGUUCCUGACGGGUAGCGCGGGAUUUUGCCACGAUGAGCCUACUUGUACGUGCUGGGGGCACUGGAUGCACUGGGUUGCCGCCCCAAUAGUACCUAUGGGUAAUGGCUUGCUCGUCUUCCACGGUGGCCUGGCCCGCGAUGGCAAUCGAGCCUUUACAGCGAAACCCGGCGACUGUUGGUUGGCCACCUCAUUUCGUCUGCUCAUUGCUAUCUGCUACGAGGUCCUAUUGGGCUCCAGCAAGGCCAAGGCCCGCUGGGUAGACUUUGCGGCAUACCCGGUUGCGCACCUGGGCAUGUGCAUCCGAAUGGGUACAUGUAUCUCUGCAACUGAACAAAAGAUCGACACCCAUAGGUCGGGUAUCCCGAGCCCGUCGAAAGGGGUUCCCACCGGGAUGGGUCGCCAGGGGUGGUCGGGCUAG